Molecule: messenger RNA, 811 nt
Organism: Prosopis cineraria
Lineage: Eukaryota; Viridiplantae; Streptophyta; Magnoliopsida; Fabales; Fabaceae
Exons: 4
Coding region: 348-749 (133 amino acids)
Source: RefSeq, a predicted model, not a curated record
UCUUAAGGUAAAUGGAUUAAUUAGCAAUUCUGGUUUACUGCUGGGCACUUUUUCAUUAAAUGUUUUCGUUUUUAUCGACUUGAUCUUUGUUCUUCUGGGGAUGUCUGCUGUUUUUUUUUUCUCUUAUGCUUGUGGGCUCCGACUUCUGAUAGACGGACUAUGAUUCCCAAGAAUCACAUCGGUGCCGAUUUUUGUAUUCUGGAUUGCAUUGGGUUUUGAAUUGCUGAAGGAUCCUUCAUUUUUUCCCGAGUUUUCUUGUAUAUCAAACGCAGUGGAACUAACAUGAUAGAAUUGAGACAUCAUAUUUGAUUUAGAAUGGGAAUGUUUGGUACUGCUAGCUGAUCUUGAUGAUGCUUCUGUCUGUAAUGUCUGGGUCAUGCAGAUUUUCAUCCAAAACGGGAGACUGCUUUCAAAAUUGGACUUUGGCUUCACAAGCUCAGUGGAUCCCUCCAUUGACUAUGAUCCCUUUUCACAGCCAGGCUUCAGUUUCAAGCUUUAAAUAUUUAACAACAUUAUUGUGUCUCUUCAAUCAUGUAGUAGCUGAAAGGAGGUUUAUAUACGCAUGUGCAUAUUUCAUUACAGCAGGAGGGUUGAACUUCAGAUUUCUGGCUCAAGUAUGCAUAUUUUGGAGAAUUCAUUUUCAGACAACUACUGAGAGAGAGAAGGCAGUGGAUCAUGCAAUGAUUGUGAAGGUGGGGCCAGAAGCAGAAGCCGCAAUCGUAGUUAUGAAGUCACUGUCCUACAAGUAGAGAGGGUGGUUGUCAUUCCCAGUUCACGGUUAUUGUCAUUUUCAUUUGGCCCUGUCGUCCAG